Molecule: messenger RNA, 786 nt
Organism: Parathielavia appendiculata
Lineage: Eukaryota; Fungi; Ascomycota; Sordariomycetes; Sordariales; Chaetomiaceae
Exons: 2
Coding region: 1-786 (261 amino acids)
Source: RefSeq, a predicted model, not a curated record
AUGCCGAGCAGAGAUUCGCUUGAGGAGGUCCGCUUUGGAUCCGAGGAGAGCAGUACGACCACCGACCCAGCAAGGAUGCUCACGCCGAGCUCGGGAACGGACCCGGGCAAAGGCUUUUCUCAUGUCAUGGACAUGAUCAGCCGCAGGGAGUCAGACGCAAGCGGACCCGCUCGGUUGGCCUUGGAUAUCAUCCAGUCGGAGCCAAAGGACCAUGACAUCAGCUUCUCGGACGGCGGUAAGAUCGUUUUUGAUCGUCUCCAUCUCUUAUACCACGCCGGCUCGACCAUAUACAGCAGCGAUGAAGGCGGUUGGCGAGCGUACAGAAUCGACAAGGUUGAGCGCGCCAGCGGCCCGGCACAUGCAGCGUUCUUACAUGUGCAUGCCUUCUAUGUCAACUUCGAUGAGCCCGGCAAGCGUCUCGUUCCGCAGCACCAGUUGCUGGUGGUGCCGUGGUACUCCUCAGCACGAAGGAUACGGUCUCUCGACUUGUGGUCGGACUGGUACAUCCACAAAACCUACCUCAACCUCCCGAAGAAGCUGUUUGAACGUGGGAAGCACUUUUGGGGAUUGCGUGGGGAUAGGACCAGUGUCGCGAGGAAACUCCAGCCUCUCGAUGUCGGCUGCUUUGGGUCGCUGAAGCAGGCGUAUGGUCGCCAGAUCGAGGGCUUGAUGCGAAUGCACAUCAACUACAGGAGCAAGCUCGAGUUCCUCUGCGCCUUCCGCGAGGCCUUCUUUGCCUCUAUAACGGAGAGAAUAUCCAGGGUGGUUUUUCAGGGGCUGGCCUAG